This is a messenger RNA of Lithohypha guttulata, 978 nucleotides long. It is a transcript of the gene CWC24, whose product is annotated as RNA-splicing factor. Gene Ontology annotation, molecular function: metal ion binding. The transcript has a single exon. Gene Ontology annotation, cellular component: U2-type spliceosomal complex. The record is from RefSeq and is a predicted model, not a curated record. The coding region runs from base 1 to 978 and encodes 325 amino acids. Lineage: Eukaryota; Fungi; Ascomycota; Eurotiomycetes; Chaetothyriales; Trichomeriaceae. Gene Ontology annotation, biological process: snoRNA splicing.
AUGUCGGACAUAGCAGUGGCUCCAACAGUUACUUUCAAGAAAAGAGCAACCAAAACAACGGCUAGGAAACGACCUGCAACGCCACCACCUGCAUCAGAAUCCGAUUCAGAUUUCACAUCAUCCGAAGACGAGAACGGCAGACAGAUCAAGAGGAGGCGGAAGAACGCAGGUACGGUAACAGCCUCUACUGGCAAAAAUGUGCGACACGAAGACGCGAGAGUGCCAGACCAGACCGACAGUGUUGCAGUUCGACAGUCUAAUGCAGAUAAUGCUACUAUGCGCUCCAAUUGGUUUGACGAUGAGCACGACAAAAGCCAUGUCAGGAAGCCUGGCGCACCAUCCACCGCCGGAGUUGAUGGCACGUACAAGGGCGCCGCCAAUUAUCAAUCCUUUAUACAGAAAAAUCCAGAUCGCCAAACCAAUGUUGGCCCUCAGAAGCUGAACUCGAAUGUCAGGACGAUCACAGUAACCGAUUUUGCCCCGGAUGUUUGCAAAGAUUACAAGCAGACUGGGUUCUGCGGCUUUGGCGAUUCGUGCAAAUUCUUACACGCAAGAGAAGAUUACAAACAGGGCUGGCAACUUGACAGAGACUGGGAAAUUGGCACGAAAGGCAAAAAGCUCACAGGUCGCACGGUUGCGUCAGCCGACAGAUCUACAAAGGACAAUGAACUCGAUGAGGACGACGAGAAGUUGCUCGAAAGCAUCCCUUUCGCUUGCAUCAUCUGCAAGAAGGCCUAUAGUAAUCCAAUUGUCACAAAGUGCAAUCAUUACUUUUGCGAGGCGUGCGCAUUAAAGAGGUAUCGGAAGGAUCCUACAUGUGCUGCUUGUGGUACGGGUACAGGAGGAGUCUUCAAUGUAGCGAAGAAGUUGAAUCGUCUCCUGGACAAGAAGCGAGAACGGCAGAAACAGAAGCGGGAGCAGGCAAUCGAGAGUGGCGAGAAGGUGCCUGACGAUGAGCCUGAGCCUGUACCUGUAUAA